AUGUGUAACCCCAUAUCGGGUUGACAGUGGUCCGGGCGGACAAUGUGUAACCCACUAUCGGGUUGACAGUGGUCCGGGCGGACGAGUUGUCCUUUGACUCUUACGCGACACCAUAACACUUUAGUAUAAGCUGUGUGCCGUCAAGUUAUACAGGAGUCUACCCUACUACAGUGAUUAAACCAACAUCUCUGAAGACAUUAUGCCAGUUAAAGGUCUGCUUCAGCGUUUUCAAGACAAAGAGGAUGUUGUUGUGGCGGAGGGAUAUGUGUUUGAAUUUGAGAGAAGAGGGUUGCUGAAAGCCGGUGCAUUUGUACCGGAAGUUGUCAUUGAAAGACCGGAUCUGGUGAGAGGCCUCCACGAAGAAUUUGUCAACGCCGGAAGUGACGUUUGUUUGGCAUUUACGUACUACGGUCACAGAGAGAAACUCAGAGUUGUCGGCCGUGAAGGUGACCUUGAGAAGUUGAACAGGGACGCGUUGAGGAUCGCGAGGCAGGUGGCAGACGACACAGGGACACUGAUGGCGGGAAAUCUCUGCAACACGACGGUGUACAGGAAGAAUAACAAGGAAGCGAUUGAGACGACGGAAGCCAUGUUUAAAGAACAAAUCGAGUGGGCGGUGGAAGAAGGUGCAGACUACAUCGUUGGAGAAACAUUCGUUGAGUUUGGGGAGGCGAUGCUCGCCCUUGAGUGCAUUAACAAAUAUGGAAACGGACUUCCUGCAGCUAUUAGUUUGAUCCCCCUUGCGAAAGACCACACGUCAGACGAUUUGGCGUAUGGCGUCGCCUGCCGCAGGCUGGAGGAAGCAGGAGCGGCGGCAGUUGGGCUGAACUGUGGGCGUGGUCCCAAGACGAUGCUGCCUCUCAUUAGGGAGAUCAGACAGGCCUGCAAGGGGCCGGUCGUGGCACUUCCGGUACCGUAUCGCACAUGUGCAGAACAACCUGCGUUCGUAUCCCUCCAAGAUCCAGCUACAGGAAAGAUGGCUUUUCCGGUUGACCUUCCUGCGCAUGCCUGUGGACGAAGUGAAAUUGCCAACUUUGCCCGAGAAGCCAAAUCCCUGGGCGUGCAGUAUGUGGGACUAUGUUGUGGCAACGCUUCUCACUACAUCCGGGUCGUGGCGGAGGAAUAUGGGCGUCGACCCCCCGCCAGUAGAUACUCCCCCGACAUGGCCCAGCACUUUAUUUUUGGGAAGAACAAAAGUAGCGAGGAUCCUUACCAGCAGGACAUCAGAAAGAAAAUGAUGACCUAACAGAAUUAUGAAGAAAAUUUAUCAAGAAUCAGUCAAUGUACAUAUUUCUUUUUAACCUAAAAUAUAUUGCAAAGAAAAUUAAGAUCAACUCUUUGAGAGCAUUAAUUAUAAUUCUAAAUAUGGUAGCCAGACUGUAUGCGAGUUAUGAUAGUACUUGUCAGUACUUGUUCUCUGCCAAGAACAUUCCACCUACAUGUAUAUGGUGGUUGCUAGGUAACCUUCGAGACAGUGCUAAAAGUACUGUUACAGUCCGGGUUUCAGAGACGCUCUUGUUGCAAUUAAUCAGUUGGUAUUUUUUAAUGUUGUACGUAAAAAACUAUUGUUUCUUUCCUUUCUUCAAAGUAAUAAAUUAUAUAUAUUGUA
Messenger RNA from Haliotis rufescens (red abalone), 1609 nucleotides. RefSeq names its product betaine--homocysteine S-methyltransferase 1-like. Bases 200 to 1246 code for a protein of 348 amino acids. The record is from RefSeq and is a predicted model, not a curated record. The transcript has 7 exons. Lineage: Eukaryota; Metazoa; Mollusca; Gastropoda; Lepetellida; Haliotidae. Gene Ontology annotation, molecular function: methyltransferase activity; zinc ion binding.